AUGGCCCAAUUACAAGUGACAAUUAUCGAAGGAAAAAACUUGAAAAAGAAAGAUUUAUGGAGUGAAAGUGACCCAUUUGUUACAAUUUAUUUCGAUGACAAAGAACAAAUACAAAAAACAAAAGUCAUAAGGAAUAAUAAAAAUCCUAUGUGGAAUCAAGUAUUUUUCUUCAAUCAUUUGAAAGGUCAAAAUAUUCUUCAUGUCGACGUCUAUGAUAAAGAUCGAAUUAGAAACGAUAUAAUCGGUUCUAUACAAAUUAAUUUGGAAGAUUUAUAUGACACAGGUCAUAGUGAUACUUGGUAUGAUCUUCCAUCGAAAUCUGGUAAACCAUCUCAUGGUGAAAUCCAUCUUAUACUCGAUUAUGAAUCGCUGAAGUUUUAA
Molecule: messenger RNA, 381 nt
Organism: Adineta steineri
Lineage: Eukaryota; Metazoa; Rotifera; Eurotatoria; Adinetida; Adinetidae
Source: the annotation of a GenBank genome assembly